AUGAUGAAAGACCCAGUCAAUAACAGGAUCAACCCUGACCUCAAGAGAGUUGUCCCCUGUAACGCUAUACGAUACGGGGGAAUGGCAGAAUGGAACUUUGCUUACAACCAAUACAAGUCCGAGGAUCCUACAGGAGACGACAGCUUCUACUGGUUCAACGCUCUCUCCUGUACGACACAGCCGUGGCUUUUACAAAGGCUGCUAGACAUGUCAUUGGACAAUACUACCUUCCACUCCUCGGAUGCGUUUUUCAACAUAUACAGCGUUUCCGGCAAUGCGGCAGCCAGGGAUAUAACCUGGAACUUCCUUAAGAACAACUUCCUGACUCUACAUGACAAACACGGCCAACUCCGACUAGGUUCGCUGAUAAGGAGUAUAGCAUCUGCUUAUAACAUGGAAUACCUUUUGAACGAGCUGCAGUCAUUUGCCAACACCACCAUGGCAGUGGAGUAUCAGACAACAUUUCAGGAGGCCAUUAAGGGAACGCAGGCUAAUUUGGAUUGGCUGGAGACCAACGGUGACGACAUCAAAGAGUGGCUCACAGAACAGGGUUUCGCAGAAUAUCUACCGUAG
Messenger RNA from Haliotis rubra (blacklip abalone), 573 nucleotides. Its product is annotated as aminopeptidase N-like. NCBI's taxonomy places the organism in Eukaryota, Metazoa, Mollusca, Gastropoda, Lepetellida, Haliotidae. Gene Ontology annotation, biological process: proteolysis; peptide catabolic process. Gene Ontology annotation, molecular function: peptide binding; metalloaminopeptidase activity; zinc ion binding. The transcript has 5 exons. The record is from RefSeq and is a predicted model, not a curated record. The coding region runs from base 1 to 573 and encodes 190 amino acids. Gene Ontology annotation, cellular component: cytoplasm.